Messenger RNA from Chelonoidis abingdonii (Abingdon island giant tortoise), 8986 nucleotides. The record is from RefSeq and is a predicted model, not a curated record. Lineage: Eukaryota; Metazoa; Chordata; Testudines; Testudinidae.
AAGGGUCUGGUUUUCCAGAGGUGCAGUGCAUGUGGCUGGUUGGCUUCAAGGGGAGUAUAGGGUGCUGAUGCUGGGUGCCCACAGCUCCCUUGAGUUAGAGGCACUGAGCCCUCCUGCAAACUGAGUGCAGGGGCGAAGGGAACAUGUGGGAAGCAAAUCUCCACGUUUCCUGGUUUACAGAAAUGAGGAAGCAAGGCUUUCUGAGAGGAGGAACAGCUGUUUGUUUUGGAUUCCAUUCUGGUCACUAGCAGGGGUGGGGAACUGCUCAGGUUUAGUGUGAGGAUGUGUCUGAGGGAUCCUGUUAUGCACUUAGAUUUGAGACGCUUUGUCCUCUGAGCAGCAGCACAGAACUCGUCUUUCCUCCGCUAGGUCCCCCGUCUGGGGCCGGGUACAAAUGAGGAAUCCCUAGAAAACUGCUUCUCACUGACGUUUUACUCUCUCUCCUCCCCUUUCCCCUCCCCCAGCAAGAGUAAAUCAAACCCGGACAGCCCACGCUCUGCUCUGUUCCUUUGCAGAGUCAGUAGGAGGAAUGUGACCUGGCAGUAGUGUAAUCAGCCAUGCAGUAGCUGCUGUGCCAUGGGGGGGACCUAUCUGAUGAACUCCCCCAUGGGUGAGUGAUGGCUCGAGAUAAGCCUACACUCAAGUGCAACACCCACCCUCCCCCCAUCAUCUAGCUCCUGCGGCAAGGCCCUGAAUCGCACAGAGCGCUCACAGGGAGCAGAAACACACAGAGCAUUUGCUUAAAAACCUAAACAACUGUAUUUUCUUAAGCUGCUUUGCUGAUACCUGCCUCCUCCCUCGAACAGAAAAGGAUCAGUCAGACUUUAUCCUGGGUACUGGUGCGGGGAUUGUUUGGCCUUCCGGAGGGGCUUAAUCUGCUUGGAAUGGAGGGUGGGGUGGGUGUUUGCUCCCGUCUCCAGCGCAGGGGAUGUGCCUGCACAUACAGGCCCAAUUGUGGCUCUAUGGUGGCACCUCACGAGCAGUCUCUUAUUGUCACUGACUAGCCCAUAUUUUUGAGCUGCAGGCAUGCCUGAUGUCAAAGUGUGAGCCCUGUGCUUACAGCCUGUUCUGUGGUCGCACAUGCUUAAUACUCACUGGGGUAUUGCCUGCCGGAGAUGCAAAACUACACACCCAAGAGGUUCGCCUUUCUCCCCCUCCUGAGUCACUCUGGAGACGAGCCCCAUCAAUCUUGCAGCUGUUGCAGUGGGGAUGCCUGUGUGGUCCAUUGCUGAGCCUUUGUCUCUGGGGAGCAGCUUUUUAUCUCUGCAGCUCUUCAGGCUGCUUAUCGGCUGCAUGGUAGCCAGGACCUCCUCUGUCUUCUCCUGCCCGGUUCGCAGGCUCUGGUGGGGAGUUCAUACUGUGGAAUGGCAGGAUAAUUCCCGCUCUAUGUGGGAGUUCCCUGCUGAACGAUGUGUUUAGAGCUGGCAGGGGAAGCCAGUAGCUGUGUGCUAAGAUCUCUCUUUAGUCAGCAGAAGGCCCCUGGUGGCAUGUUUGGCUGGGUAUAGAGGCCAAGGCCUGCCCUGCUACAAAGGCACAGCUCCCACUGGCUUCUCCAGGGGAAGCACCUGUGGGACUGAGGACAGAACUGGGCCCUGCUUAAACUAGAGUGUUUGUCUUGUGAUAAGAACAGGAGAGAAGGGAGCCAGGACUCCUGGGUUCUCCCCAACUCGGGGAGGGGAGUGGGAUCUAGUGGGUUAGAAUGAGGGGCUGGGAGCCCGGACUCCUGGGUUCUGUUCCCAUUUCUGUCACUGACUUGCUGCACCUCCUUGGAUAAGUCCUUCCCUCUCCUGGCUCAAUAGAGAAGUGUCUUCGGUCUGCGUCUUCGGUCUGCAUCUUACGCUGGGUCACGUGGUAUGUUCUGCUGGGCAGAGUGCCUUGGGGGGAACCCACGUGCCAGGCUGAUGGAUCCCUUCUUGUGUGAGCAAAGCAGUGUAGCCUGGCCCAUGAGAGAGAGCCCCACCAGAGAGUAGGGGGCAGGCCCCGGCGAGAUGUCUCUGUGCCAGUGUGCGGGGAAGCACAGCGACUCAGACAUGGAGGGCUGCUGCUUCUCGGCGGGUGGCGGCCUGAAGGUGUACCUGCACUGGAGCGGUGAGAAGGAGGAGCGGUGCCAGACCUACACGCAGGGGGUGCUGAGCGCAGAGGAGAUCUGCAUCGACAUUGCCCAGAAAAUCGGGAUCACGCCGCUCUGCUACAGCCUCUUCGCACUCUGUGAUGUGCAGGCCAGAGUCUGGCUCCCUCCCAACCAUGUGUUUGAAAUCAGCAAAGACACCAACCUGAAUCUGCUCUUCCGCAUGAGGUACUACUUCCGCAACUGGCAUGCGAUGAGCGACAAAGAGCCGGUCGUUUACCGCAACGUUCCUCGGCAGAGCGAUGCCCUCGAGGACAAGCUGCAGGGCGGUGCGCUUCUGGACAAGUCGUCCUUCGAGUAUCUCUUUGAGCAGGGGAAAUACGAGUUCAUUAAUGAUGUUGUGUCUCUGAAAGACCUUCAGAGCGAGCAGGAGAUCCACCGGUUUAAGAACGAGAGCUUAGGCAUGGCUGUCCUUCACCUCUCUCACAUGGCUCUCAAACGAGGUGUCUCUCUCGAAGAAGUGGCCAAAAAAAACAGCUUCAAGGGCUGCAUUCCGCGCUCCUUCUGCCGGCAGAUCCAGCAGAACAACUACCUGACCAAGUUCCGCAUGAGGAACGUCUUCAGGAAGUUCGUGCAGCGCUUCCAGCGGCACACAGUCAGUGCUGGGAAGCUGACGGAGCAGGACGUCAUGUACAAGUACCUGGCCACCUUGGAGAACCUGGCCCCCCGCUUCGGGAGCGAGCUCUUCCCGGUCCUUUCCUUGGAGACGGCCUCCGAGGGCGAGAAGGUGCUGCUCUAUGUCAAUGGAGGGCAUGCACAGCUGGAGGACGGCUGUGCGUCGUCUCCCAGGGACAGGCCCACCACCCAUGAAGUCCUGGUCACCGGCACAGAUGGGAUUCAGUGGCGGACUGUCCCUGUUGAGAGUGCAGAAAGCCUCCCCCACCGGGGCUAUUUUGGGAGGAAGACUAGGGGUAAAGAGCUGGACCCCAAAGGGCCCUGUCAGCCAGUGGAGAGGAGCGAGGCCAAGUGGGUGCGCUUCUGUGACUUCCAGGAGAUCACGCACAUUGCCCUCGAGGACUGCAAAGUCAGCAUCAACCGCCAAGACAACAAGUGCCUGGAGCUGGUUCUCCCAUCAUAUGAAAUGGCCCUGUCCCUGGUGUCGCUGGUGGACGGCUACUUCAGACUCACAGCCGACUCCAGCCACUACCUGUGCCACGAGGUAGCCCCGCCACGGCUGGUGAUGAGCGUCCUGAACGGCAUCCAUGGGCCAAUGCAGGAGGAGUUUGUCUUCGCCAAGCUGAAGCGGGAGGAGCAGGAUGGGCUGUACAUCAUCCGCUGGAGCAUCCUCGACUUCAACAGGCUGAUCCUGUCGGUGGUGAAGAGGGACCGAGGGCAGGCCACCCCCAAGUACAGGCAGUUCCGGAUCCAGAAGAGAGGCAGCUCCUUCAUGCUGGAGGGCUGGGAGCGGGAGUUCUCCACCGUACGGGAGCUGAUGGACAUUCUCAAAGGCUGCACGCUCAAGUCGGGGGAUGAGAGCUUCGCGGUGAGGAGGUGCUGCCCGCCGAAGCCGGGAGAGAUUUCAGACCUGAUCAUCGCCCGGAGGGUGAAGGACAGCACCAGGCAGAUCCUGAACCUGACCCAGCUCAGCUUCCACCAGAUCCGGAAAAAUGAGAUCACCCAGAGAGCUCACCUUGGCCAGGGCACCCGUACCAACAUCUACGAGGGCGUGCUGCAUGUUUGCGGGGGUGCUGGCGGGGACGACGAGGCCGAGUACUUCUCCACCGAGCAGAACAACAACAGUCGGGAGAUGCACGUGGUACUCAAGGUGCUGGACCCCAGCCACAGGGACAUCGCCCUGGCGUUCUUUGAGACGGCCAGCCUCAUGAGCCAGGUCUCGCACAUCCACCUGGCCUUCGUGCACGGUGUCUGCGUGCGAGGCUCCGAGAAUAUCAUGGUGGAGGAGUACAUCGAGCACGGCCCCCUGGAUGUCUUGCUGCGGAAGGAGAAAGGGCGGGUGACCGUCGGCUGGAAGAUCACGGUCGCGAAGCAGCUGGCCAGUGCCCUGAGCUACUUGGAGGACAAAAACCUGGUGCAUGGCAACGUGUGUGCCAAGAACAUCCUGCUGGCCAGGAAGGGGUUGGAGGAUGGGUUGCUGCCUUUCGUGAAGCUCAGCGACCCUGGGGUCAGCUUCACGGUGCUCUCCCGAGAAGAGCGAGUGGACCGGAUCCCCUGGAUCGCCCCCGAGUGUGUCCAGGAUGUCGGCAGCCUCAGCACCGCAGCCGACAAAUGGAGCUUUGGCACCACCCUGCUGGAGAUCUGCUUUGAUGCGGACGUCCCGCUGAAGGAGCGCACCCCCUCUGAGAAAGAGCGCUUCUAUGAGAAGAAGCACCGCCUGCCCGAGCCGUCCUGCAAGGAGCUGGCCGCCCUGAUCAGCCAGUGCCUGACCUACGCCCCCAGUGAGCGGCCCUCUUUCCGGACCAUCCUGCGGGACCUCACCCAGCUGCAGCCGCACAACCUCGUCGAUGUCACUUCCAUGAGCCCUGACUUUCCCGUGUCGGACCCCACGGUCUUUCAGAAACGCUACCUGAAGAAGAUCCGAGAACUGGGGGAGGGUCACUUCGGCAAAGUGAGCCUGUACUGCUAUGACCCCACCAACGACGGCACCGGGGAGAUGGUGGCUGUGAAGUCACUGAAGUCUGGCUGCAGCCAGCAGCUCCUCACCAGCUGGAAGAGGGAGAUCGAGAUCCUCAAGACGCUCUACCACGAAAACAUUGUCAAGUACAAGGGCUGCUGCAGUGAGCAAGGGGAGAAGAUUGUGCAGCUCAUCAUGGAGUACGUGCCCCUGGGCAGCCUGCGGGAUUACCUGCCCAAGCACAACGUCAGCCUGGCCCACAUCCUCCUCUUUGCCCAGCAAAUCUGCGAGGGCAUGGCUUACCUGCACUCCCUGCACUACAUCCACAGGGACCUGGCUGCUAGGAACGUGCUGCUGGAGAACGAGAAUGUGGUGAAGAUCGGGGAUUUCGGACUGGCGAAAGCCAUCCCCGAAGGGCACGAAUAUUACCGCGUCUGCGAGGACGGAGACAGCCCUGUCUUCUGGUACGCUAUGGAGUGCCUGAAGGAGUGCAAGUUCUAUUACGCCUCCGACGUCUGGUCCUUCGGCGUCACUCUCUACGAGCUCCUGACACACUGUGACUCCAGCCAGAGCCCCCCCGUGAAAUUCAUCGAGAUGAUUGGCGCGACUCAGGGUCAGAUGACAGUGCUGAGGCUGAUCGAGCUGCUGGACAGGGGGAAGAGGCUCCCGAGCCCGAAGGACUGUCCUUGUGAGAUCUACUGCUUAAUGAAAAACUGCUGGGAAUCCGAAGCUUCCUUCCGUCCAGCGUUUAAGAACCUCGUCCCCAUCCUGAAGAACUUCCAUGAGAAAUACAAGGCUCAGGCCCCCUCGGUCUUCAGCGUGUGUUGAGCAGGAUGCUUGGGAACUUGCUCGGGGAAGGACCACGGUUGCCUUCAGCUGGAAACCCUCUGGUGGAGAGGCCACUUUGAAGUGCUGGAGAGGGUUGGGACUUCACCACUUGCUGCCUCGGUGCUGCUGCUGCACGGAACUGUCCUACUCGAUCCACUUUUCCACCGUGUGCCUUGGAGUCCAGGGAGCCCUCCAUGUAAGGAGAGAGGGCUGGCGAAGCUUCUGUUGCCACUUCUGCUUUGGCCUGGAUUCGUAAGGCUCUCCAGUCAGGGGGAUUUUAAUCCCGGAAAGUGGUUUUCCCUCUAGGCAAUGCAGCCAGAGGAAGCUGUGGGGCUGUCUAGCAACCAGGCACAUCUCAUCAAACCUCUUGGCUUGUGUCAGCGCUGUGCAGCCAGAGCGCUGUGCGUGUUGAAAGAGGCGGACGUGUGAAGAAGCCUCCUUGGAGCCUAACAUGCCGCAUCCCAGGCUGCUGUCAGGAACUCCUAACACCUUUGCAGGGAGCUGUGGGGCAGAGGCUGGAGCUUGAGGGAUGGGUACUUCUGUGGGUAUAGGCCUGAAUUUAGCCCUGUAACGCUGCAUCUGGGGCAAGGGGAAGCAGGGGGUGCAUGGGUAAGGCAGCUGCCGAGUGAGGGCUCAAAGCAUUAUUAAAAAGGAUACACUGGGCCUGCGCCUGCUUCCUCCUCCAGCCAGACAGGGGCUCCCAGCCUGCCCUGCUCUAUGGUGCUUUUGCAGCUGGGGGAACGGGCCUCUCUUGGGCGUGUCCCCCACCUGUUCUUCACUGAUGCUUUGGUCUUUGAGCUGGGGAAGCUCUGGCCCAUCCUCCAGCUUCUUGGGAUCUUGCCUGGUUUGUACCAUAAAGCACCACAGUGCCUGCUUCUACUGGCAACUCCCAAGCACCAGCAGAGGUGCUCUACCCCCAGGACAGCAGCUGGCUUCCUCUGUAACCCCCUGUGCAGCUGCCUAUGCUCCCAUCGCUCCUUGAGCAGAGGGACGUUCCCCCUUGAAAGGCCCCUGCGGGCUGGGGACAGGUGCAGGCUGACUGAGGGGGCUGCCCUCUCCACAUUGCCUGCUGGGCCUGGCUUUCUCCAGCACAGACCCUGCUCGCUCCCCAGCGGCUGACCAGGGCCUCUGCUGGUCCUGCAGUCAGAGGCCUUUUCUUUGCUCUGGGGCAGCCCUUCGAUGCACUCCUGCAGCCUUGGUUGCUGCCCAGGGGGCAACAAGGGGAGCUCCUGUGCCCCACUGGAAGGGCUGUUUGGGGCCCAGAGGGAGCAUGUGUUGGCUACUGGCCCCAUUCACGGGAAACCUCCCUGAACAGGCUGCAGCUGCCCCAGCCUGUCCGUCCAUGUCUCUCGAAUACCUUGGUGAGACACGUCGUCCUGUGCCCCCCAUGGCUGUCUGCUCCAAGGGGAUGUACCGAGGCUGUUCCCUCAGCUGCCGCUAUCCACGUGCCAGACAAAGGUUUUUCUCGCCUCUCCUCUCCCGCAGCCAAGCACUGUAAAUUAGAUCAUGUGGUUGGGGGUGGGGGCUGGAGCCUGCUGGCCUUAAACCAAAUCCGGAUCACAAGAGAAGAACUGCCUUUAUCUGCUCAUCAAAUCAUAGCCCCACCCUGUCUUCUGGCCACCUAAUGCCAGUGUUUCCAGACUAGUCCUGAAAAAGCCAGUUAGCCCUUAGCCCUGGUUGUGGGGCCACGUCUAGAGAAGCAGGGCAAACAACAUCCAGUCGAAUGCCCUCUUCCUCAGCAACAGGGACUGCUGCUGUCGUGCGUGUGCUCGUCUUGAGGUCUUAGAUUCAUUCUCCACGCGUUGCAGAGACGGCUGCAUUGCCACCUCCGGUUAUGUUACACAACCCGGUGGAGGGACAGCUCAGGCCCUGAAUGAACAAGGCCUUGGAUCCGUGCGCUGCCAACAUCCACUCAGCCAGCCUGCCUGCAGCCUUUCGUGUUAGUUGCUCACUGUCUCAGCUAAAUGCCUGGAAUGUAUUUUGCGAAGGGAAUGGGUGUGGGCUGUACCCAGCCCAGCGGACUCUGCAGAACAUUUGGGGUCUGGUUCUCUCUUCCCACCAGGAAUGAUCACCCGUUUUGAGCAAGUGAACAUUUGUGGCACUUUAUUACUAAUGAAACGUUAGCAGUUGGGUGUCUUAGUUGUUCGUUCUUUCAGAUGUGAUUCUUGGAGUCCCCUAGCCCUCAAUCUCUUGUAGCCACAGGCUAGAGAGCAGGUGCUAUUGCCUGGUGCCUAGCCCCAGAGCCGAACUGAUUUCAGUAAGGUCAAGGAGCCAAAGUCAAUAUGUUGCCUGCACCAAUGGAAAUAAAGUCACUCAAGCGCCAAUCCCGCUGACCCUGAGGUGUUCGCAGUCCAGGAAGGACUCUGGCAUUGGAGCAGCCAGAGCUGCUCCCACUUCCUGCCCUGCCAGCUGGGCUGCAGCUGGGAGGGACACCCACAGCUCCAAGGGUGCAUGGCUGUACGUCAGAGCUGCUCCCAUGGUCUCGCAUAGUAAUGGAGCCAAUGCUUCAGUUUAAAAAUCACAGGACCCCGGCCAGGGAAUGCACUUCCAAUUCCUAAUCAAAGACGUGUUUUCUUAACACAGCGAGGGCUACGGAUUGGACACCCCUGGCCAGCUACUGCAUUGAACAGCUGUGGUCCCCUGACCUCUCUUCUAGGAGGCUGCUACAUGAGGAAAUCUUCCUUCAGUAUUUGUAACUUACCCCUAGUCUUGCCUUUGUAUCUUUCCACUGUAUUUCCACAUACACAGCUCUUCCCCUGACCAGUCUCCAGAGGCUUUUUUCACUACUGGCCUGGACAACUGGUGAGGAAUCUUCUAAUGUGAGCAAUGUGUUGGUUUGGCUCCAAGGAAACACAAGGCUUGGUGAGUGAGAGAGAGAGAGAGAGAGAGAGUGUGUGUGUGUGUGUAUAUAAACGUGCAAUGUUUUUGUAAAGGAAGGAGGAUCAUUUUGUCUGAGUUAGCAAGGGGCACUCUUUCUAGAGGGAGGCCUUGGAUUGAUUGAUCCUAAAAUCACGCUGUUAAACUGUAUAAUAGUUGAUUUCCCUGCCCUGUAUUUAUUGUCGUCUGCUCUGUAAAUGUCACUGAAAUAACCUCUGCAGUGAGCCACGUGCCUGAAGUGUGGAGCAAUGCUGCUGGUCUCGUGGGGCCAUCCUGCACCAUGGUCUGCGUGUCGACCUUUACCCAAAAAGGACUUCAGCAAUGUGCCUUGCGUCUUGCCGUUGUGCUGGAGCUGUGACUCCCUCUCUCCCCGGGGAAGCAUGGGUGAUUGAACAAGCUGCAGCUUCCUUGCUUCUAGCCAAAGCGCCUGUGUGUACAGAGACUUUUUUGCUAUUGGACAGCGGGAGAUGAUUAUCUAAUGUGAAUGUCACUGGUCUCAGUGCUAAUCUACUACUGGCUAGUAUAACCUGUAGCUGGUAACAUCCCUGAACCUUUCUUCAAAUAAAUUCCUCUGUAAAGUA